This is a messenger RNA of Onychomys torridus (southern grasshopper mouse), 2515 nucleotides long. RefSeq names its product interleukin 1 receptor like 2 (gene Il36r). Gene Ontology annotation, biological process: signal transduction; regulation of inflammatory response. Lineage: Eukaryota; Metazoa; Chordata; Mammalia; Rodentia; Cricetidae. The record is from RefSeq and is a predicted model, not a curated record. Bases 64 to 1779 code for a protein of 571 amino acids. The transcript has 11 exons. Gene Ontology annotation, molecular function: interleukin-1, type I, activating receptor activity.
AAGGACUGAACGUCUCUCUGGGGCUAGGUUCUUUCUGUCCUGCUCCACUUGGGAAAGCUCAAAAUGGGGAUGUUGCCCUUGCUGCUUUGCGGGGUGUCUUUCGCCCUUCCACUUUUUGUGACAGCAGGGACGUGUAAAGAUGCUGAUAUGCACUAUGAGAUCAUUUCAGAGGGCCAGCCUUUUGCUUUCAAUUGCUCAUAUCCUCCAGCAACAAACGGGGCAGUCAAUCUGACAUGGUACAAAACACCCAACCAAAGUCCACUCUCCAAUAACAGACAGCUUAGAAAUCACCAGGACCGGACCUGGAUUUUGUUUCUUCCCUUGGCAAAGGGGGACUCGGGCAUCUACCAGUGUGUUAUAAGGGAUGCCCACAGCUGUUACCGAAUAGCUGUAAACCUGACUGUUUUUAGAAAGCAGUGGUGUGAUUCUUCCACGGAGAGCCCUACAGAUUCAUCGGAUGAGUAUCAACAAACCUUACCCCUGGGAAAAUCAGGCAGUCUGAUGUGUCAUCUGUACUUCCCAGACAGUUGCAUCUUGGAUUCAAUAAAGUGGUAUAAGGGUUGUGACGAGAUUAAACCAGGGAAGCAGUAUACUUUUUCGGGAACAAAGCUUCUUGUGAACAAUGUCGCUGCAGAUGACCAUGGGAGCUAUUCGUGCACGGCCAGACUCACACACUUGGGGAGACAGUUCAUGGUUAGAAAUUACAUUGCUGUGAGCACCAAGGAAGUUGUGUCUGGAGGAAGGAUUCCUAAUAUCACAUAUCCAAAAAACAACUCCAUCGAAGUUCAACUCGGCUCCAGACUUAUCGUGGACUGCAACAUAACAGACACGAAGGAGAAUACAAACCUGCGGUGCUGGAGAGUCAACAACACCCUGGUGGAUGACUACUACAGUGACACCAAACGCAUCCGGGAAGGAUUUGAAACCAAUGUUUCUUUGAAGGAUCACAUUUCGUACACAGUGAACAUCACAUUCUUAGAAGUGAAAAUGGAGGACUAUGGCCUUCCUUUCGUAUGCCAUGCUGGAGUGUCCACCGCCUACAUCAUGUUGAAGCUCCCAGUUCCGGAUUUCCGGGCUUACCUCAUAGGAGGGCUUGUGGCCUUCCUACUUUUGGUCGUGUCUAUCCUGUGCAUCUACAACAGUUUUAAGAUCGACAUUGUGCUUUGGUACAGAAGCGCCUUCCACACUGUCCAGGCUCUAGAUGAUGAGAAGCUGUAUGAUGCCUAUGUCUUAUACCCCAAAUGCCCAAGAAAAAGUCAGGGCCAUGAUGUGGACACAUUGGUGUUGAAGAUCCUGCCUGAGGUGCUGGAGAAGCAGUGUGGAUAUAAGUUAUUUAUAUUUGGCAGGGAUGAAUUCCCUGGUCAAGCUGUGGCCAACGUCAUUGAUGAAAACAUUAAACUGUGUAGGAGACUGAUUGUCCUUGUGGCACCAGAAUCAUCCGGCUUCGGCUUUCUAAAGAACAUGUCAGAAGAACAAAUCGCUGUCUACAAUGCCCUUAUCCAGGAUGGCAUGAAGGUCAUUCUGAUUGAGCUGGAGAAAAUCAAGGACUAUAGCAUCAUGCCUGAGUCCAUUCAGUACAUCCGACAGAAGCAUGGGGCCAUCCAAUGGAAUGGAGACUUGACAGAGCAGUCACAGUACGCCAAGACCAAAUUCUGGAAGAAAGUAAGAUACCGUAUGCCAGCCAGAAGGUAUCCACCACCAUCUUCCCCAGUCCAGCUGCUGAGGCACACACCCUGCAACUGCAGACCAGGCAAAUGGGAUGCUGCCACAGAGCUCUAAACUCUGUGACAGAGAGUGGACGGUGUGUGGUGACUCACGGCUACAUCCUCUUUGGGUUGUCUACCCCUGCCGCUUGUUCUUUUGAGCUGUGAGUGACUUUGUUCUUGUCCUUGUUGGAUUUUUUGGGUGCUUUUAGUCAGACCUGAUUCUUUAGUACUCCUGUUUGCUUCAUGGCUCUUGUACUCCCUUAUUCUCUCCUGAGCGUGGGGUACCUAUGACACUGGGCCUCCAUGCCAGUGAGAUACAGUGGAUUGUCAACAUGACAGAUCAGAUGGCAAGGAUGCUUGGUCUAUGUCAGGGAUGAGUGGUCAGGCAGUCUGAGGAUACCAAGUGGGCAGCCUUGGGGAAGGCCAGCAAAGACAGUAGCAUAGUAUUUGUGCUCCUCUCGUUUCUACCAGGCUUUGGUCCCCAGGCUGUGUAGAGUGCUUCCGAAUUGCCUCCACACUACCACUGCACUUAGAUAACUAACCAUAGCUAGCAUGAUGCCUCUGGAAGCCACUUCAAUGUCACCUGGACCAAUGGACUCCAAGCUUUGAAAGAUAAUCUGUCAAAACAAAUUAAGAAAGACAUUUUCGACUUUUUAAAGAUGCUUUGCCUGCCAGAAUUCUGAGGAACAUUUGAGAGAUACAAAUUACAGCUCUGUGGUGAUGCAAUUCUAACCCCAGUAAAUCUAUGUGAGUGUUUGGUUAAUAAGUGCAUCCUUUAUUAUAGGGCAAAUUUAUAAGGAAUAUGGGUG